AAACACAGCACACUAUUCAAAAAAUGGACGAUCAACGAGAAUUCGCAUACCUCGUCGGAAUCGGAGUCACACACUCCAUCGCACCUCCCAUGCACGAGUUUAUCGCCCAGUCAUUGGGUUACAACUGGCGCUUCCUCGCCCAAGAGUGUCCGACUGUCGAAGAUGCCAUGGAAUUGUUCCAGAAGCCCAACUUCGCCGGCGGCGUGGUCACCAUGCCCUACAAGACUACGAUCAUGGCUCAUCUCGAUGGCCUGGACGAGUACUGCGUUAAGAUCGGCGCGUGCAACAACGUCUAUCGAGCGACGGACGGUUCUCUUCGCGGGACGAACACUGAUUGGCGGGGAAUAAAAUCCUGUCUGACUUUCGCUUCCGAGGAGAGCAAGGGCAGACCGGCCCUGAUUAUUGGCGCGGGAGGGGCGUGCAGAGCAGCUGUCUAUGCUUUGUAUGAAGAGCUUGGAUGCACCCCGAUCUACGUGGUGAAUCGUGACGAGGGCGAAGUGAAGGCUCUUUUGGAAGAUACAAAGCCAUACGGGAGUGGUCUUCAGAUCAUCCAUCUUCGAUCAGUGGAAGAGGCUACGAGUUUGACUGAGAUGCCAUACUACAUCGUUGGCACCGUGCCAGACUUCGAACCGCAGACUAGCGCGGAAAUCGAAGCGCGCGAUAUCCUCGUUACGAUUCUGUCAUCCUCGCGCGAGAAAGGUGUGCUUUUGGACAUGUGCUUCAAGCCGCGGAGGACUCGGACUUUGAAGCUGGGAGAAGCAUCAGAAGCCGGGUUCAAAGGCGUCGAAAUCUUCUACGAGGACCUAGAAUACGCCACGAAGAGCCACGGAGAAGCAAGCCCAGAGAAUCUCCUGGCCGCAGCUGGCGAAGUGAAAAAGCUCUGCGACGCAUACGACCUCACGAUCAUCGGCUUGCAACCUUUUCUGUUCUACGAAGGCCUUACGGAUCGAGGCGAACAUGCAAGGAAAAUAGAAAAGCUCAAAUUGUGGUUCCAAAUCGUAAAAAUACUAGGGACUGAUAUCAUUCAAAUUCCGACGAAUUUUCUGACUGAAAAUGUCACCGGCGACAUGGAUCUCAUUGUGCAAGAUAUGGUCGAGGUCGCGGACCUUGGCCUCCAGGAGAACCCGCCUGCUCGAUUCAUAUACGAAAAUCUUGCCUGGGGCACAUACAUUGAUACUUGGGACCGGAUGUGGGAGGUUGUCAGGCGAGUGGACAGACCGAACUUUGGAUGCUGCCUGGAUGCGUUCAACAUCGCCGGGAGGGUCUGGGCCGAUCCUGCGAGUAUCAUGGGAAUGACGCCAAACGCCGCAAUUGAUCUGAAGGAGUCAAUCGAGCGUCUGGUUCGGACAAUCGAUGUGCGCAAGGUCUUCUAUAUCCAGGUGGCGGAUGCUGAACGGAUGCAGUCGCCACUGACCGAAGGCCAUCCGUUCCACGUGGAGGGACAACCAGCACGCAUGUCCUGGAGCCGAAAUGCGCGACUUUUCCUAUAUGAGCAAGAAAGGGGCGGAUAUCUCCCUGUCGUCGAUGUUGCUCGCGCAAUCUUGAAGGACCUCGGGUACAAUGGAUGGGUAUCGAUGGAGUUGUUUUCGCGGACCCUGUCGGACCCCGACCAAACGGUGCCUUUUACCCACGCACAGCGGGGGAUUACUGCUUGGAAUACGCUUCGGGAGGAGUUGAACAUGUAA
Messenger RNA from Aspergillus glaucus CBS 516.65, 1685 nucleotides. RefSeq lists its product as uncharacterized. The record is from RefSeq and is a predicted model, not a curated record. Bases 24 to 1685 code for a protein of 553 amino acids. Gene Ontology annotation, molecular function: shikimate 3-dehydrogenase (NADP+) activity. The transcript has 2 exons. NCBI's taxonomy places the organism in Eukaryota, Fungi, Ascomycota, Eurotiomycetes, Eurotiales, Aspergillaceae.